AUGGCUCCCAUCGCCAAGACACUCUCCGUCUUGGCCUUCCUUGGCUUCAGCCUCCGCGUCUCCGCGGCCGGCUCCCACGGCGGCAAUCUCGACUUCUACUCCGACGACAAAUGCCAAGACCGCAUCCAGGCCGAAGCUGCCCCCAUCCCCCUCGACGUCUGCAUGCCCGCCUCGCCGCUGGGCUCCUUGUCGAGGAGCUUCCGCGUCUCCCAGAAGCCCUACUGCGCCGACGGCACCACCAGGCCGUCGCUGCUCUUCUUCCAGGAUUGCGCCUGCACGGACGGCAUCGCAAACUACAUCCCUGACGCGCUCUACGGCGACUAUGGCAAUGGCUCGUGCAAUGCGCUCUGGGGCGGCGAGUAUCUCAUGUUUGCGCUGUCGUGCGGCGAGUUCAAGGCGCCUGUGCGGUCGGUGAUUUCCUUUGCCGGGACGUUUCCCGCUCCGUCGCCGACUACGACGAAGCCGGUUGGAUGUCCUCCACUGGGUAGCGGUGCGUCUGCAACUGCGACUGCUACUGGUGUUGCUGGUGAUGAUGAAGGUGGUGCGACAAUAACUGCUGGAGGUGUGACGAUAGCACCGACAUCGGAUGGCAGCUCUUCUAAUAGUCCUGCAUUGACGGGGACGAGAACAAAGGUUGAUCACGCUACGAGCGCAAACUCGCAAACAGCGGCUGCUGCGACGACUUCAUCCGCGGCGAUUGGACGGCACGACGAGGCGGGCUUGAUGUAUUGGACAGGCUUCACAGCCAUUUUUGGCGUCGUUUCGUUUCUAGCCCUGUAA
Messenger RNA from Trichoderma gamsii, 780 nucleotides. RefSeq lists its product as hypothetical. The transcript has a single exon. Bases 1 to 780 code for a protein of 259 amino acids. Lineage: Eukaryota; Fungi; Ascomycota; Sordariomycetes; Hypocreales; Hypocreaceae. The record is from RefSeq and is a predicted model, not a curated record.